Mucor mucedo is the source of this 817-nucleotide messenger RNA. RefSeq lists its product as uncharacterized. Lineage: Eukaryota; Fungi; Mucoromycota; Mucoromycetes; Mucorales; Mucoraceae. The transcript is spliced from 3 exons. The coding region runs from base 123 to 692 and encodes 189 amino acids. The record is from RefSeq and is a predicted model, not a curated record.
AUUCAACAAUACCGUCACGUCGAAAAUAAAAUUAAAAAAUCAAGACGCGACUUUUUUUUUUUUUUGUUGUUUCUUUUUUUUCUUUAUUUUUUUUUUUUUCAUUCAUAUACAUAACAUACAGCAUGGAAAAGACAGAGGACAUGAUGGUUGAUGAUACACCCAUGGACACAACUGAAGAAAAUUAUACCGACGAUGAAUUAACAAUGAAAGCAAGACAAGAAUGGAUUACACAAUUUCGUUUGAAGUUUUGUGCCCACGAUGACCCUGAUCCUAGUAAAAAUGUUAUUCAUCCUGACGGCAGUUUAAACCAAGAUUACUUUCGUCCACCCAAGGACGCAAAGAUAGAAGAGGCUCGUAAAUGGGGAGAGGCCGAAAAAGCACUCUUGAUUGAAGGUAUUGAAAAGCAUGGUAUUGGACAUUUUGGUGAAAUAUCCAAAGAAUCACUACCAAAAUGGUCAACAAAUGAUUUACGUGUGAAAUGUAUCCGAUUAAUCGGACGUCAAAAUCUGCAAUUAUACCGUGAUUGGAAGGGGAAUGCUGAGGAUAUUACACGAGAAUAUGAAGCUAAUAAGAAAAUUGGGCUCGAAUAUGGAUCCUGGAAGCAAGGUGUGUUGGUCUACGAUGAUGCGGGUAAUGUGGAGAAAGCAUUAUUAGAACAUCACAAAGAGAUGGAAAAAAGAAAAAAAAAUUAAAAAAAAAAAAAAAAAAAUUCAUGUUUCUGUAAAUAAGCCACCUCCUAAGCACACACGCACACACACACACACAUACACACACAUAUAUUAUAUAUACACGCUUCUCUUUUUUUUCCCUUUUACUU